Sitodiplosis mosellana (orange wheat blossom midge) is the source of this 1508-nucleotide messenger RNA. It is a transcript of the gene eca, whose product is annotated as transmembrane emp24 domain-containing protein eca. Bases 522 to 1175 code for a protein of 217 amino acids. Lineage: Eukaryota; Metazoa; Arthropoda; Insecta; Diptera; Cecidomyiidae. The transcript is spliced from 5 exons. Gene Ontology annotation, cellular component: endoplasmic reticulum-Golgi intermediate compartment; Golgi apparatus; COPII-coated ER to Golgi transport vesicle. Gene Ontology annotation, biological process: intracellular protein transport; endoplasmic reticulum to Golgi vesicle-mediated transport; Golgi organization. The record is from RefSeq and is a predicted model, not a curated record.
UGGCUCUGUACAGUUAGUGAAUGACCGUGCUGUUCACCGUCAAAUUUACUUUGGUGUUUGCAUUCCAAUUGGAAGCAAAUUUCAAAUUUUGUGUUAAAAUGAGGAAAUUACGCAAUUUUUUUUUUUUGAUUUUCAAUGAAAUUAUUGAAUAAGUAUGUAAUAGUAAUGGAAACAGUGUCAGCAAAAAACAAUAAAAGUCGUAAAAUUUUGUUUCAUCACAGAGAAAAUGUGCGAAAUCGUGAAAAACUACACUUUGUCUAGCUUGUAAACCGAGCUUUAUGUCAAUCGCUUGUACGAACGACAUAUUGCGUCUGGCAACACCAGUCGUUAUAGUAUGUAUGUUACAAUGGUAUUUGACGUUGACGUGUCGUGAAAACGUAGAACCUAUCGCCAAUAACAUUUUUUUGCCUAAUCGAUUCGAUUCUGUAUGAGAAGAGCUCAGUCGUCGGCGCUCCAAAACUAACGUUCCAAAUUAAAUUAAUUACAAUAAAUUCGAGUCCAGACAAUAGACACCCGUCAAAAUGUAUCGAAAUCCAUUUUAUUUGUUAGCUAUUUUGAGUAUUACGCUAAAUUGUGUGACCGGUUUGUACUUCCAUUUGGCCGAAGGAGAACGAAAAUGCUUUAUCGAAGAAGUGCCUUCAGACACUAUGGUUACAACACAUUACAAAAUUGAGUUGUAUGAUUCACGCUCAGGCGGCUUUGCACCACCAAGUUUAGGCAUUGGAAUGCAUGUUGAAGUGAAAGAUCCAGAUGACAAAGAAAUCUUGUCUCGUGUGUACAGUGCCGAAGGUAAAUUCCCAUUCACAUCACACACACCGGGCGAGCACACCAUUUGCUUGUAUUCAAACACAUCGCAAUGGUUCAGUGGAUCCCAAUUGCGUGUCCACUUUGAUAUUCAAGUUGGUGAACAUGCCGUUGACUAUGCUCAAGUGGCACAAAAGGAAAAACUCACCGAAUUGCAACUCCGUAUCCGUCAAUUACUCAACCAAGUAGACCAAAUCACCAAAGAACAAAACUAUCAACGCUAUCGCGAGGAACGUUUCCGUCAAACGAGCGAGAGCACAAACAAACGAGUAUUGUGGUGGUCAUUGGCUCAAGUUAUCGUUUUAGUCGCUAUGGGCUUCUGGCAAAUGCGUCAUCUCAAGACAUUCUUCGAAACGAAGAAAUUAGUUUAAGACUUUAAAAAAUCCAUCAAACAUUUUGCUAAACGAAUAUUUUGUGAUCCAUUUCCAUAAUCGAAAAGUAAACACAAUUUGUUCAAUUUUGUAACGGGUUUCUACAUCCGAUUCGAUACCGUAUUUCUUUGUUUUUUUUUUUGGUACUCUAAAUGUUCAUCAUCUGUCAGCGUGGCGAUUUAAAUUUAAAUUUUCUUAUGUUCGAAUGAAUGAUUUGAAUGAAAAUAGUGAAAUAAAAUGAAAGAAAAAUAUGAAGAAACAAAACUGUAAUUUAUGAAAUCGAAUAAAGAUGAAUCUUUGUUUGGCAUUGGUACAACUCAAUGCAUAGGUAAA